AUGCAAACCGAAGUGAUGCGGUUGCCUGAAUCUCUCAGUAACCCCCUGCUUGGGCUCUUUCAGCCCUUUGUAACGUUCCGUGUAGGGUCUUGCUUGUGCCUAGCUAAGCUGCUUUCUCGUGGUGUUGGAGAAUAUAUUUAAGGACUGAUGUAUUCUCUGUUAUUUCCCCCCCAUGCCUGGGGUUCCAGUGUGAAGGGGUUUGUCCAGAUAUUAGGGUGUUUGGACUGGGAAGUUUUGCAGACAAAGUGUCUCUUCCUUCAAAUUCACUUAAUGCUGAUAUUGCCACCAUGGAGAUGAUGGGGGCAGCAGGCGACACUGAAUGCAGAAAUUAAAGAGUACUUUUACAUGGAGCCUGGGGACACUUGGGAUCGUCAUACAAGACAAUACGUCAGUGAAAGUACAGGAAAUUAAAGAUGCCACGCGUUUAUUAACCCACUGAAGUCACACGUGGCAACUUUAAUCAGCUAGCACAGAUAAUGCUUUGUAGCCAGCAAAAUACUGUUGGGAGUGUACUGAUAAUUCAUAGGGUUUUCAAGUGCUGGGUUUAUAUUUGAACUCUGUGAAGGGCAUAUCGGCAGCUCUACCUCACUUCAGUCGAUGCCAUUGGACAUGAUUUGAUCCAUAUGAAGACACAGGAUAUCGGUCUGUUGGUUUGUAUAUAAUAUCAGGAAGUUUCUCUGAGGAAAUGGAUAUGUCUUCUCAAAAAUACCCAGUCAAAAAACGAGUGAAAAUCCAUCCCAACACAGUAACAGUGAAAUAUACUUCUCAUUAUCCCCAACCAGGAGAAGAGGGAGAUGAGGAUGGUAAUGAAGAUACUGGAGUAUUUAUGGAGGAGAAUCCUAAGAAAAGAUUACUGAAUGAUGGGAAAAAGAGAGAAAGGACCUUUUUUGGUACAAUAGACACCCAGCUUCAGUCAGCACAACUGCCAAAAUGCAAUGACACUGGGCAGUUCCAAAAUUUUCCUGAAGGAAGUAUCCUGCAGUCGAGAAAAACUUGGGUAGUCCUUUUUGGAUCUGCUGUGGCUCACGGAUGUGUGGCUCUAAUAACAAGAUUAAUUUCCGAUCGUUCCAAAGUGCCAUCCCUAGAGUUAAUUUUCAUCCGUUCAGUCUUACAGGUGCUGUCUGUUACAGUCGUGUGUUAUUACCAUGAGCCUCCCUUCGGCCCCAAAGGGUACAGACUGCGGCUCUUCUUCUAUGGCGUCUGCAACGUUAUCUCCAUCACCUGCGCUUAUACUGCCUUCUCUAUAGUUCCCCCCAGUAAUGGGACCAUCAUGUGGAGGGCUACCACUACGGUGUUCAGUGCCAUUUUGGCUUUUUUACUACUAGAUGAAGGAAUGGCCUACAUAGACAUAGUUACUGUAGUUGGCAGCGUGUUUGGUGUUUGUCUGGUCAUGAUCCCCAACAUUGUGAGUGAGGAAAACUCUUUGCUGAGCACCUGGAAGGAAGCUUUUGGCUAUACCAUGACCGUGAUGGCAGGUUUGACCACUGCGCUCUCCAUGAUAGUCUACAGGUCGAUCAAAGAUAAUAUCAGCAUGUGGACGGCACUGUUCACCUUUAGUUGGACGGGAACAGCGUGGGGAGCGUCCACCAUGUUUUUCCUUCAAGAGCCAAUCGUCCCACUGGAUGGAGAAACCUGGAGCUAUCUCCUUGCCAUCUGCCUGUGCUCCACAGCUGCCUUCCUGGGGGUCUACUACGCCCUCAGCAAGUUCCACCCCGCUCUGGUCAGCACUGUACAGCACUUGGAGAUAGUCAUCGCCAUGGUCCUGCAGCUCAUUGUGCUGCGAAUCUUUCCAAGUGCUUAUGAUCUUCUCGGUGGAGCAGUUAUUUUGGUUAGUGUUUUUUUCCUUGCGUGUCAUAAAUUGACCUGGAAGAAUUUAGGAAGACAAGAUUACCAAGAGAUUCUGGAUUCUUCCAUUAAAUGAAUUCCACUUUUGCUGUCCGAUCCUGGUGUGUGGCCCUGUGACAGUAAUAUUUCAACUCUGUCUGUUCUAGAGUAGUCGUCGGGUUCUGUCUCUACUGUUUAAAUUCACAGCUGAUGUAGCAAUGUUGGUAUUUCCAGAGUUGCAUGACAGGUGAAUUUGUUCUAGUGUGUAAAAUCCCUGACGUUUUUUGACAUAUGAGAAAAGUAUAUAUGUCUCCAGCAUGUAGGGUAUGUGAGCAGAAGCGUAGGCUGGCCUACAAAAGUGCAGGCCAGGUCGUAGGCAGUUGCCUGCUCACCUUCCCUGGAUAAGACAACACAGAGACAGGGGGGUUCACUAGUGACUCUCAUUCUCAUGUACUGUGAUAGUAGGAAAAUGAACAGUGAAAGCAUUAAAACAGUGAACCAGAGUAUUUAAAUCCCAUGUAACACUUCCUCUGUGUUGACUGUAGUAUUUUAAAUGAAGUAAUGCUAAUAUUUCUGUGGUUUUAACUUGCAUUUCCUGUGUGUAUGCAAAGAAAAGAAUAAAUCAGUAAAGCUUUC
This is a messenger RNA of Dromaius novaehollandiae (emu), 2460 nucleotides long. It is a transcript of the gene SLC35G2, whose product is annotated as solute carrier family 35 member G2. Gene Ontology annotation, cellular component: plasma membrane. The transcript is spliced from 2 exons. Bases 686 to 1921 code for a protein of 411 amino acids. The record is from RefSeq and is a predicted model, not a curated record. Lineage: Eukaryota; Metazoa; Chordata; Aves; Casuariiformes; Dromaiidae.